This is a messenger RNA of Fulvia fulva, 888 nucleotides long. RefSeq lists its product as uncharacterized. The coding region runs from base 1 to 888 and encodes 295 amino acids. Lineage: Eukaryota; Fungi; Ascomycota; Dothideomycetes; Mycosphaerellales; Mycosphaerellaceae. The transcript has a single exon. The record is from RefSeq and is a predicted model, not a curated record.
AUGGCAAACAAUUUGCGCGUCACCGACCUGGCCGUCAACUUGCAGAGCCUCAACAUGGGAGCCACAGACACUGCCGCCUGGAACAAACACAUUACCAGCACUUGCACCAUCAAACCCAGCUUCCUCACGCUCCCUCAGGAGCUCCGCGAUCACAUCUACAGCUUUCUACCUCUUGUCACUCAAGAUGAUUACGUUCGAGUUGGAAGGCGCCAGGACGAUAACUGGGACCCUAUGUUAUUGACUCUUGGAGCAGGCUGCCGAGAAUUGAAGCAAUACAAUACUCUCGCCGCGACCUGCCGGAUCACCUAUCAAGAUGCCUCCAAGAUCUUCUAUCGCCACAACAAGCUCUAUGUCCUCCACCAAGUCGAACACAAGGAACCAAUAUUCACGAUCACCGCGCCAUCUUGGCUACGGCGCUCGAGUCUGGCCAAGGAUUCGAACAUCAUACCGAGCUGUCGGAUCAGCACCUUGCGGAUCUGGGGGACGGAACGCGAGAUCCAAGGCGAAAGGAGCUGGGAUUCUUCCAGCUACUAUCCAGCUUUGCAUGUGAGCUGGUGCGUGGAGAGCGGGUGCUAUAAGGUUACACUAUCACUCGAGACGCCAUCACGGCUUGACAAACUAGAAAAGGGGAUAUGGGAAGACAUGAUGACAGAGGCCACGAAGGUAGUCAUUGACCGCAUAAAUCACUAUCUGGCUGAGAAGCAGCACAUGGAUGCGGACACUGUGGAAAUGGUGGCUAAGCACUGGGUAUACGCACAGCAGCUGAUGGCCGACGAGACUGGCGUCUACAACGGGUAUGUGCUCGAUUACAACGAGGAUGUCAGAUUUGAGACUGUAGAUACACCUUCGGGCCCAAUGUGGUUCCUCCACGAUGACCGAAAGCGAUAA